AUUUAUUAUCAUAUUUUGCUUUUCAAUUUUCCUCCCGUUCUCCAGUGUUCAAGAAUCGUUCGUUAAGCCAAUGGCCACCCUCAGAAUAGCUCUUCGUAACGCCCGCCGUAUCAUUAAUACUUCCACCGUCGCCGACCGUACAACCACCGUAUUCAGGCCGCAGUAUGGUUGGGUUUCAAGAUAUUCAUCUACGGAUUUUAGUAACACUCAGCCACUGAACAUCGAUCUUUCGAACGAAGAAAGCAAAAGGCGUCUUUUUAACAGAUUGUUGUAUAGGAGCAAACAAAGAGGGUUUUUGGAGCUGGAUUUGGUUUUGGGAAAAUGGGUUGAGGAACAUAUUCAUUCCAUGGAUGAAAAUGGAAUUAAAGCUCUUGUUCAUGUCCUUGAUUUGGAAAACCCCGACCUCUGGAAAUGGUUAACGGGUCAAGAACAACCACCCGAAUUGGUGAUGGUUAAUCCUGUUUUCUCUGCAGUACAAGAGAAGGUCUUGAAAAACCUCAGCGACCAUUCUUCACCCGAGACCCGAUCAACCCCCGGCCAGCCAUGGGUGAGAGGGUGGGAUGAUAUCAAGAAAGGCCGCGAUAGCCCUAUUACCGGAAACCAGUAGCUUUUCGUUUUCCUUUGAGAUUGCAGGUUCUGAAGGCA
Molecule: messenger RNA, 645 nt
Organism: Hibiscus syriacus
Lineage: Eukaryota; Viridiplantae; Streptophyta; Magnoliopsida; Malvales; Malvaceae
Product: succinate dehydrogenase assembly factor 2, mitochondrial-like
Exons: 5
Coding region: 71-607 (178 amino acids)
Biological process (GO): tricarboxylic acid cycle; mitochondrial electron transport, succinate to ubiquinone; mitochondrial respiratory chain complex II assembly
Cellular component (GO): mitochondrion
Source: RefSeq, a predicted model, not a curated record